This is a messenger RNA of Atta colombica, 2323 nucleotides long. It is a transcript of the gene Gycalpha99B, whose product is annotated as head-specific guanylate cyclase. The transcript has 11 exons. Gene Ontology annotation, molecular function: guanylate cyclase activity; heme binding. The record is from RefSeq and is a predicted model, not a curated record. Gene Ontology annotation, biological process: response to oxygen levels; cGMP biosynthetic process. Gene Ontology annotation, cellular component: guanylate cyclase complex, soluble. NCBI's taxonomy places the organism in Eukaryota, Metazoa, Arthropoda, Insecta, Hymenoptera, Formicidae. Bases 106 to 2208 code for a protein of 700 amino acids.
GCGCGCGACAUGUCCCUCAUAAAUUAACACUGCGUGUUCACAUCUCACGUUGGUAAUCUGUGGGUGAUCAUCCCUUGGACUACAAUAGAGCGACAAAUUUGCAAGAUGGCAUGUCCAUUCUCUAGCAGACGCUUCAAACUAACUCACAGAGAUGAUAGCAGCAGGGAAGGAGACCAUCGCAGGAUUGUGAGAAUCAGACAGGAUGAACGGGACAUUGAUGUCCUGCGACAAUCAUCGGUUCAAAUAACAUCGUCGCUUUUAGGAGAAGAUGGUGACGACCUUGAAAACACACAGACACUUAAUCUGAAGCACCUAAGAGCCGCGGUGACCCUCUUGACUAACCCUUCGAACGAAGUGGUGGCUAUGGCGCUAGAAGCUCUAUUAAAUAAACAUGAAGUACCUCUUCCAACGUCGACAACAUCGUCUUUAGAAAAACUUUUAAGUAAUGUUGAAGAGGAGGAAAACUAUAAUUUACUGGAAGACAUUUACGAGACACUAAAUUAUGAUUGUGACGUCGACGUGAACGCGUUUUUCGAUCAUCUCGGACAGGAGCUGAUCGCAUGGGCUUGCGUGGGUCUCUUAGAGCGAGCCUUUCGUUGCCUUGGGAACGAUCUGACCGCUUUCUUAACCACACUGGACGGCGUAAACGAUGUUGUCCAGCAUCAGUCGGGAUCGGAUACCGAGGCGGAGUUUGUGUGUAUCGCCACACCGGAAGCGUUGGAGCUACACUUCACCACCGAUCAUCCUUCCAUCGCCUAUCUCCUGGUGGGCAGUUUGAAGGGCAUAGCCAGGCAGUUUUAUAGCGACAAAGCCGACGUGUAUAUACUGCCGGAUCCUUACAACACAAAAUUUUUUAGAUAUCGGAUUACUCCAGAGCGUUACAGCGAACAGCUGGGCGUAGACGACGACUGCGACGUAGUGUCAUCCACUUUCCGUCCACUCUCCACCGCAGCAACGGACCUUCGUAUGGGGGUAGCGAGCUUUUGCAAAGCGUUCCCAUGGCACUUCGUCGUCGAUCGUCAGUUGGAGCUCGUGCAACUUGGAGUCGGCUUCAUGAAGAUUUUUGGACACCAUUUGAACUGGCUCGGCAGGGGGAUAUCGACGUAUUUCGUCUUCACACGACCCCACGGCGUCACUCUGACCUUUCACGAGAUCCUAAAACGCGCGAAUACACCGUUUAUCUUGACCCUCCAGAGACCGCACGACGUCGAUAAAUAUCCCGCGGAGGGUUUGGAAAUGAAGGGUCAAAUGGUACACUGUCCGGAAUCAGACUCAAUUUUAUUCGUAAGUUCACCGUUUUUAAACGGUUUGGAGGGCUUAACGGGUCGAGGACUCUUCAUUUCUGAUAUCCCUCUUCACGACGCUACAAGGGACGUUAUACUUGUUGGCGAACAAGCUAGGGCACAGGAUGGCUUAAGGAGACGUAUGGAUAAAUUGAAAAGUUCUAUAGAAGAAGCUAACCUGGCAGUCGAUGCGGAAAGAGAAAAGAAUGUCAGUCUCCUACAUCUUAUAUUUCCUCCAGAUAUUGCGAAACGUCUGUGGCUAGGAGAGACAAUCGAGGCGAAAACGUAUCCAGACGUCACGAUGCUGUUUAGCGACAUAGUCGGAUUUACGUCCAUUUGUGCUACAACAACGCCGAUGAUGGUCAUCAACAUGCUUCAAAAUUUAUACGAGCAAUUUGAUCUUUACUGUGGUCAGUUGGAUGUGUAUAAGGUAGAGACAAUCGGCGAUGCCUACUGCGUUGCAUGUGGCCUUCAUCGAAAUACCAAUACACAUGCACAACAAAUUGCUUGGAUGGGCCUAAAGAUGAUACAAACGUGCUCUCAUCACCUGACUCACGAAGGCAAGCCAAUAAAGAUGCGCAUCGGCAUUCACACCGGGAUGGUGUUGGCAGGAGUCGUUGGUAAGAAAAUGCCAAGAUACUGUCUUUUUGGACAUAACGUCACGUUGGCGAAUAAAUUUGAAUCCACAAGCGAACCACUUCGUGUCAACGUCAGUCCAACUACGUACCUGUGCUUAAUACAAAAAUCGGGAUUCAUAUUGGAACCGCGGACCAAGGACAAUCUACCCAAGGGAAUGCCAGCCAGUGUAUCGGGCACAUGUUACUUCCUGAAUGGGUAUCAGCAUAGCAGUGUCAAUGCGAGCGAAUCUCUCGACGUGCAUAUUCAGGCUGCAAUUACGGAACUCGGAAUCAGUAGCAAUAUGUAGAUACCUUCCGAUAUGAGAACGUUUGAUCAGUGUGUUACUUUAACGAUAUUACCGUUGAUAAUAGCGAUGGCACACCCGACAUUAUCAAAUCGAUCGAUGUAUAUGAGCUCUCAAA